AUGGCUAAAUCCAUCAAUAAUCAAAGUAGUAACUCCAACCAACUUCAACGGUCCUUUGGCAUUACUUCCCAACCUAGCGUACUCGCAAGCUGCUACAGCGUUGAUGCUUUGACUUCCAUGGUCAGCGGCUUCCACUACUGCACCACGACGGGGACCGGUAAGAUUCGCCCACGCUUAAAAUCCAAUAUCCCGCAUCAUGAUGAACACAGUGGUAUCCCUGAGGUCCCCUCAGGGUCGAAAACCCCUUCUUCAAGUCCUCCCCGCUGGCUACCCGUCCCUUCGCCCGUAGGGAGCAGCUGGACGGGCAAUCAAUUGCCUGAAUACAAAGGGGAGGCAACGUAUACCAUUCCGGAAGAGUGUGAGAGGCUCUUCUGCGACAAAUUGCGCGCAAUUUUCAUUGGUGAGAUGAAGUUCGCGCAGCAAGAGUCGCCUGGGAUGGAUGCGUACCAAAGCCGGCCGAACUGGACCGGGCGUGCAAAAAGGCCAAUUCGAAACUGGGUCGAAGUUUGGGACUACGUUGGCGAUGCAAUUUAUCGAGGUUUUUUGACUGAUAUGAAUGAUGAGCGGACAUUAUUCUUGUUCUUCAAAGACAGUGUGCUUGGCCACAAUCUCAAAGCUGGGUAA
This is a messenger RNA of Aspergillus fischeri NRRL 181, 624 nucleotides long. RefSeq names its product ornithine decarboxylase antizyme. The record is from RefSeq and is a predicted model, not a curated record. Bases 1 to 624 code for a protein of 207 amino acids. The transcript has 2 exons. Lineage: Eukaryota; Fungi; Ascomycota; Eurotiomycetes; Eurotiales; Aspergillaceae. Gene Ontology annotation, molecular function: ornithine decarboxylase inhibitor activity.